AUGGCGUAUCAUCCUCGCAUAUAUAUACUACCGCCCAGAGGCAUCAGACGUUUCAGUGACUUCACUUGUGGCAUGUUAGAGGACCUUCUACUGAGGGAGCCGGACUUCUACUUUUCUUCCAGCGCUACCGAGGGAGACUCCCGCUCUUAUAGGGGAUAUGGAGCGAUGACGGCGAGAGACUGGCAUGAUGAGCUCCCCACCGGGGUCCGCGACAUUAUUGACAAGGCUGGCUUCAGCCUAUUCUGCUACGAUCUCUCACGGCACAUAGCGAGCCAGACUCUUCUUGGGGCGUUGGUGGAGAGGUGGUGGGACACCACCAACUUUUUCCACCUCUCUUCCACUGGGGAGAUGACGAUGACUCCCUACGAUUUUGCCAUGCUCACAGUCUUAGGAGUAAGAGGUGAUCUGAUCCCCGUUGACACGGAUAUAGGCGAGUGGGAGGUUGCUUGGAUCCACCUGUUGGGAGCACACCCAUCUCUGUACCGAUCGGCCAUAGUGAGAUACAGUUGGUUUACUGAGCAGUUCCGUGGGAGCGAGCCUAAGACACCAGAGGAAAUGGAGCAGUACGUCUGGGGCUUCUUGAUGCUUCUCCUCGGUACCACCUUGUUUUUGAACAGGUGGAACACCGUAGGUUUAUAUCUGUUGAGCACCCUGGUGACACUACCUCGGGGGCGAUUUUAUGAUUGGGGCGGAGUUGGCCUCUACGGUUACAUGAACUCCACUUUCCACAUGAUGGGAGAGUGA
Molecule: messenger RNA, 744 nt
Organism: Camellia sinensis
Lineage: Eukaryota; Viridiplantae; Streptophyta; Magnoliopsida; Ericales; Theaceae
Source: RefSeq, a predicted model, not a curated record